This is a messenger RNA of Naegleria gruberi, 1520 nucleotides long. Its product is annotated as G-protein beta WD-40 repeat domain-containing protein. Gene Ontology annotation, cellular component: catalytic step 2 spliceosome. The transcript is spliced from 2 exons. Lineage: Eukaryota; Heterolobosea; Eutetramitea; Acrasida; Naegleriidae. Gene Ontology annotation, molecular function: protein binding. The record is from RefSeq and is a predicted model, not a curated record. Gene Ontology annotation, biological process: mRNA splicing, via spliceosome. The coding region runs from base 612 to 1412 and encodes 266 amino acids.
CAGAUGCCUAUGGUAAUUUAAUCAUUGAUCCUAAUAUGGCUACUACACAAUCACAACAUUUACAACAUUUUAGUCCACCACCACCAUCAACACAUAUUGUUGGUACUAAUGGUAAUAAUAUUCAUCCAACAACAACAACAAUGGGAUCACCUUCAUUAAUGACUCCAAGUGGUGGUAUGAUAUCACCUCCACCACCACCACCACAAUCACUAUCACCAUCAACAUCAUCUUCACUUUUACAACAACAACAACAAUAUGGUUGUAUUGGAUAUGAUACACCUAAAUUACCAAUUAUGAAUCCAAACUUUCAAAUGGACAUUAAAAAUCAUCCAUUUUAUAAUACCAUAUUUAAUAAUUCAACAUCAAUGUCAUCUUCAAAUUAUUAUUUAGAAGGAUUAUCUAAACCAGCUAUAUCACCCUAUUUAAAUUUUAAUAAUUCAUCAAAUGGUUAUUUAUGUUUGAUGGGUACAGAAAAUCAAAAUACUUUAUCUAAAAAUGCUUUAAUUUUAUCUAGAAUUGAAAAUAAUUCAUUUAAUUCAAAUAAUAAUUAAAUAUAAAUUCAAAUAAUAUAAAUUCAAAUAUAAAUAAAUUUAAAUUUAAAUAUAUUAAAAAUGCAACCAAUUGAAGAACAUUUACGUUAUUUAGAAUGGUUACCUAAAGAUCCUAGAAGAAUAAUAAUAGCAGCUAAUGGAGAAUUAGGUAUUGUUAUAUUAAAUGAAGAAUUGAAUGAUAUUAAUGUAAUUGAUAUAUUUCCUAAAUUUCAUCAUGAUACAAUUAGACAAUUUGCUAUAAAUCCAGUUAAUCAAUCAUUAGUAAUAUCAGGUGGAUUUGAUGAAAAAGUAUUUGUCACUGAUAUUAGUAAAUUAGUAGAUGAUAUACAAACUAAUCAAGUUAAAUCUGAAAAUUCAGUUUAUUUAUGUCAAGAUGUUGUUUCAUGUGUUAGAUUUCAUCCUUCAGAUUCAAAUGUUGCAUCUGCUACUACUGAUCAAGGUGUUUUACAUGUUUUUGAUGUUAGAACAGGUAAUACAAGUAAACCUGCUUUUGUUUAUGAUACAAGUAAAUAUGAUUUAUUUACUCAUGUUUAUUUAGAUGAUUUUACUGUUUGUUUAGGAUAUGGAGAUGGAUCUAUUCAAGUACAUGAUAUUAGAACAGGUAAAACAUUAAUAUCAUUUAUAGAUAAAGCAGUGAAUAUGAUUGGUGAUUUUAUUUAUGAACCACAAAAGAAAUUAUUAAUUUCAUUGGGAAUGAACAAAUUUUCAGUUUAUCAAGUUAAUUCAAAUAAUUUUGAAUUAAUUCAUUCUGCCUAUAAUCAUCAACAACAACCAUGUGUUACAAAUGGAAAUUAUUUAACUGAAAUUAAUCAAUUUAUUACAACUGAUACAUUUGGUCAUAUUAAUUUAUAUGAUUUAUAAUUAUUAUUAUUUUAAUUUUAAUAUAUAUUUUUAUUCUUUUCGUGAUAUAUUCAAAUUAUAUAUUUUUAAUUAAUAAUAUAUGUGUGUGAUAAUAAAUUAACUCUUUCU